Dichomitus squalens LYAD-421 SS1 is the source of this 2878-nucleotide messenger RNA. Its product is annotated as MFS general substrate transporter. Gene Ontology annotation, cellular component: membrane. Lineage: Eukaryota; Fungi; Basidiomycota; Agaricomycetes; Polyporales; Polyporaceae. Gene Ontology annotation, molecular function: transmembrane transporter activity. The record is from RefSeq and is a predicted model, not a curated record. The transcript has 18 exons. Bases 105 to 1382 code for a protein of 425 amino acids. Gene Ontology annotation, biological process: transmembrane transport.
CCCCAGCAAUCUCGUCCCUAGGAUUCGCUGCCCCGAUUCCCGUCGACCAGAGGCAGGCGUCCGCCACCACCCCCAUCGACGAGGGCUUAAAGGACAACCUGUCCAUGGAGAAGGGCGAACACCCUCUCCAGAAUGAGGAUACAGCUUUCCCAAUGCUUACGAAGGCCCAGCGCCGCAAAAGCUGGCUGCAGUUCGGCGCCCUCUGCAUGGCCAUAUACGUCGCAGGCUGGAACGACGGUACAACCGGACCUCUCAUUCCUCGGCUUCAGGAGGUCUACCAUGUCAGUUACGCCGUGGUAUCACUCAUCUUCAUCGCCAAUUCUAUCGGAUUUAUCUCCGGUGCUUCCGUAUACAUGUACCUCACAGACCGCUUCGGGUUUGGAAUGAUGAUGUUUGUAGCGUCGCUCAUCGUCGCCGUCGGGAACGCCCUCCAGGCAUCCGGCGCACCUUUUCCAGCGUUCGUCAUCGGCUUCCUGUUCGCAGGCUUCGGAGGCGCAUUCCUGGACGCGGGCUCCAACGGAUACCUCGCCAGCCUGUCCGAGGACACGUCCACCAAGAUGGGCAUCAUGCACGCCGUCUACGGGGUCGGCGCGAUGUGCGCUCCGCUGGUGUCCACGCAGUUCGCGAGCCUGCCCCGGUGGCAUCUCGUAUACCUCAUUCACAUCGGGCUCGUCGUCACGAACGGGAUCGUCCAGGCCUUCACGUUCAAGUUCAAGAGCACGGACGAGUGUCUGAAAGAAGUCGGUCAGCAGCCGCACGAGAAGACGGAGGACUCGCUGCAGGGCGUGAGCAAGUACAAGCAGGUCUUCCGCCUCCGCGCCGUGCACCUCAUGGCGUUCUUCCUGCUCACGUACGUCGGCGUCGAGGUAACCAUCGGCGGCUGGAUCGUCACGUUCGUCAUCAACGAGCGCCACGGGGGACACAGCUCCGGGUACAUCUCGUCCGGCUUCUGGGGCGGGCUGACCAUCGGCCGGCUUGCCCUGCUCCCGCUCAACAAGAAGCUCGGCGAAUGGCGCGUCAUAUUCCUCUACGUCCUCUUGAGCCUCGGGCUAGAGCUCAUUGUCUGGCUCGUCCCGUCGCUCGUCGGCGACGCCGUCGCCAUCUCCUUCGUCGGCUUCUUCCUCGGGCCCAUCUUCCCCAUCGUCAUGAACCACGCGGGCAGCGUCCUGCCCCCCGAGCUCAUCUCUGGCUCCAUCGGCUGGAUGGCCAGCUUCGGUUCCGCGGGCGCGGCGGUGUUCCCGUUCGUCACUGGCGCAAUCGCGUCGGGGACGAGCAUCAACAGCUUGCAGCCUCUGUUAAUCGCGAUGAUGGGGCUGUUGCUCGUCAUCUGGGCGUUCGUCCCGAGGCAUCGUAUCAAGUCCACCUGGGAUCACAGUGUAUGACGUCUCCUUUCUCUGCUUGGGUCUGCUGGGUUUGUCGCGGUUGCCGCAUCGCGUCAGGGUUUCACGAGUUUGUACGUUUGAUUGUCAUGCCAUUAACCUCAUCAUCUGCCUUGUCAGAAAGAGUCAAGCCGAAUCGUCUGCCGAGUGUCACAUACAUACAAAGCAUGUGGAAGGCGGGGACUAAGUACUACCACGAGCUCGUAUGUGGUUGGUGAUAUCGAUGCUGUCCUCUCGUAAGGUUAUUGCACGACUCGCACGAUUAGAGGAUCGUGAAUAGGGGCGCGAUGCGUAGUUGAGUACUAAAGCUUUGCCACAGGAGGCUUCCCUAGCGCCCCCUCUUCGCGAAGCGCUGCCAUGUCGUCACUGCUCAGCCCGAGUUCGGAUAGAAUCCGUUGUGUAUGAGCGCCUGGAGGGAGAUAGGACGAUUCUGCCCAGUUCGAAGAGGUCGGCGAUGGUGAGAGGACAGAAGGAGUCCUCGAGAGACCUGGGUGGGGAGGAGGGACCACAGCGUUUCGAGAUGGAGUCGAGGCUAUGGCUGCUGCUUCGCUUCUUUCGAGGACCGGAAGGACGCACGCGUCGGUGCCAUGGAACACGUUUGUCCAGUAGUCGCGAGGUUGCAAACUGAAGCCCCGCUCCAGGAACGUCUUCAAACGAGGCCAUAUAUCUCUGUCUUGUUGAUCCGCUUCCGACGGCCGCCAUCCACCUAUAGAAAAGUCUUUCGGCAGGGCCCCAAGGAAGCGCGUGAGAAAGGUUCGGAAGAACUGGGGCUCCAAGCACGCUACGGACACCCAUCGUCCGUCCGCGCAGGUGUAAACAUUGUAGAAGGGACAGCCGCCAUCCAGGAGACCACCUGCCCUAGUCUCUCCGAAUGUAGGCAGCUGGAGCUGCGAUAGCAGAAGCGGGUACGAAGCAAGAUAGCGUACUCCGGUGACCAUGUCUGUGUCCACAACUUGUCCAACACCGCUUCGAGUGCGUUCGAAGAGUGCCAACAGGAUACCAACCACGCACAUCAGCGCGCCCCCUGCAAAGUCAGCCAGGAGAUUGAGAGGGAACUCAGGUUUACCCUCCCCAGGGAACAUAGACAGGACGCCGCUUAUGGCGAGGUAGUUCAGGUCGUGGCCCGCCAUAUCCUUGUGCGGACCUGUCCGAGGGAACCCUACCAGCCGCGCGUACACCAGCUUCUCGUUCACACCUUUACUUUUCGUAGCCGGAUUUCCGAGAAAUACUUCCGGGCCCAGCUUGAGACGUUCCAUGACCCCCGGCCGGAAGGGGUCUAUCAGGACGUCCGCCCGUUCCACAAGCUCCCGGACGACGGCAUACCCGCUCCGAGUCUUGGGGUUGAUAGCGAUGGAUCGCUUCCCCCUGCCCAGGAUGUCUGUUGUAGGGACAGCACUGGCAGUGGGGCGGUCGAUACGGACAACGUCAGCACCGAAGUCGGCCAAGAUCAUCCCUGCCAUUGGUCCAGGCGCGAGUCCUGCGAACUCGACGACUUUGAU